UCCACAACCAAACAAUUGACGCUUACAUCAAACUUUAUCCUUUUUCUCUGUAAGUAGCCAUAGUCCUAGUUUGGAGCUCUCACUGAUCCUCCAUAGGUGAUCGAGCUGUUGAAACAAAAGGAAAUAUGCAUAACAGAACUGGGGGCCAUUUUCUGGAUAUCCUGAAGGAGGUGGAGGAGCUGAAAGUUCUAGACUGGCUGUUUGCGUUUAGAGAGGCAAAUAAUGUAGCACAUCUGUUAGCUCAUUUUGUUUCUGUUUCUGAGGAAAUUCGUUUUGAAAGUGAUGGUCUACCACAUAUGGUACCUGAUGUUGUAGCCUAAUGAAUCCCUUUUAGUGGUUUCUCAAAAACAGUGACUAGGUUUGAAUUUGGCCAAGACACAAUGGCAUGGCGGGGACUUUGCCACCUACAGGAACAGAAGACAGGAAUUGAGUUUCAUCGGCAGGAACAUGAGGGUUUAUAUCACAGAAUGAAAUCUGCUCAGCAUGGGAUUUGGCUGUUUGGGAAAUCGAAUGGUGCAGUAGGAGACGGGCUAGGGGGUUGGAGUGGGUUUGAGUUUUGGGUUUUUUGGAUUAAUGGGUAUAACGGGUACCUGUAAUACCCAAACGGGUAUUAACGGGUAACCCGCGGGUACCCAAAGUGAUACUUGAUCCCAAGUCUCAUCCUGUAAAAAAAAAUGACGAGUAUUUGGAUACUUAUAACCUUAAAAAAACGAGAUGAAAACGGAUAUACCCAAAUAUCCGUUUCUCGUUGCUAACCCCACUUAGUGCUGGCCAUUGUAGAAAAUAUGUCCACCAUCCAUAAACAAAAAGUAAACGAUGUUUCUUUGGAAUAGAUUAGUUAGUUUGAGAAUCCUUGGAUGGAGAUAAAUCAGAUAUCGCGUAGUUAUAAAACAGAGUGGGCUAUUUUUGAUAUUUUUUCUGUUAAUCAUGUGCAUAUAAAUUAAGGAAUGAGGGAAAUGGAAAGGAAAAGGGAAAAGGGAAACGGGAAAAGAGAAAGGGGGAAAACCAGAGAACGGAGUCGAUAGUGGGGUGCCUCACCGCAUUCCAGCGCAGAAGCAGAUAUUUCUUUCUUGUCUCUACCCUACUGUCUCUGUGCAUCGUAUUCGUAUCAUAAUCAUCUCUCUCUCUCUCACUAUCCACUUCGCAGCAUCCGCUCGCUGCAAAAAGCGCUCUUAAGAACCCCUCCUCCACUCCCUCUCUCCCUUUCCCCCUUUUCCCUCUGUUGACUCCCAGAUCGCCAGGUUCUUCCUCCCGAUCAAGGUAUUGAGGAUCUCCACUGAUCUCUUAUGAUCGCUUAAAAAAGUUUCCUUUUUGUCGCGUGUUCAAUGGAAGAUAUGAUCUGGGUUUAGCUUAGAUGAUGGAUUGGGUGGUUUGGGGUUAUACAUAGAUGGAUUCCAAUGUUCGCGAGCUACAAAGCUAGUUUCUUUGUUUCGCAUUUGAGCUGAUGUAUUGUGGUUGAUGGAUGGGUUGGCUUUAAUUUGAUCUGGGUUCGUUUGUCAAUUUUUUUGUAGUGCGGUGAAGAGAAGAACAAUCAGAUCUAUACAUAAAGAGAGUUAGCCAUGUCGUUCAUUGGCACUCAGGACAAAUGCAAGGCCUGCGAGAAAACUGUGUACCCAAUGGAGCUUGUCUCUGCCGAUGGCGUUCCUUACCAUAAAUCUUGCUUCAAAUGCUAUCACUGCAAAGGCACAUUGAAGCUGGGGAAUUAUUCCUCUAUGGAAGGGGUGCUCUAUUGUAGGCCACACUUUGAGCAGCUCUUCAAGGAGAGUGGUAACUACAACAAGAACUUCCAAUCACCUGCAAAGGCUGCUGAUAAGUUAAGCCCGCAACUGAUGAAGUCCCCCAGCAAAGCUGCCGGCAUGUUUUCAGGGACACAGGAAAAGUGUGCUACUUGUGGUAAAACUGCAUAUCCUCUCGAAAAGGUAACAGUGGAGAGUCAGGCAUAUCACAAGUCAUGUUUCAAGUGCUCUCACGGGGGAUGCUCCAUCUCGCCCUCAAACUAUGCUGCAUUGGAAGGAGUACUGUACUGCAAGCAUCAUUUUUCCCAACUCUUCAAGGAGAAGGGCAGCUACAAUCAUGUCCUCAAAUCCGGAUCCAUCAGGCGUUCAGCAGCAGCAGCCGCCGCCGCCGCAGCUGCUACUGCUUCUGUGCCAGAGCCAGAGUCCUAAAGGCAUUCUCUAUAUCUAAUCGGUGUGGCAUUCUUGUGUAUUUUUCCCCCCUCCCGGUGUGCUUUCCCAUUUUCCUCACAAGGGAGCCGAGAAAAAAACUUGAUUCGGUCCCUGCAUUGUGUCUUUUUAACAUGAGGGUUUCGUUCAGCUGACAGCUGCGUUGAUCAAUUUGUUUGUUGUGCAUUGUGCUUUCGUGGGAUGGGAUGGGAUGCAGUGUGUGCGUUGCAGAAGAAGCAUUGUUAUCUUGGCCCAUUCUUUCCUGGCUAUUGUAAUCAAGUUAGCUGAGGAAG
Messenger RNA from Linum trigynum, 2455 nucleotides. NCBI's taxonomy places the organism in Eukaryota, Viridiplantae, Streptophyta, Magnoliopsida, Malpighiales, Linaceae. The record is from the annotation of a GenBank genome assembly.